UUGUGAACUGACUACAAUAAAAAAAAAAGAUGAUACCACCUUGGCCUUUCCCUGCCACAUCAGCCAUGGCCCCCUUUAUGCACCUCUGAUUUCCCAUCACCCAUUGCCUGUAAUAUUGAAGCACUCCAUUCUCAAGCCAUAACCAGACUCUGCCAUCCCUAAACUUGUGUGUGCUUCUCGGAUAUAUAUUCCAGGUGGGGGAGUUGAUAGAGGUUCCUCUGCCCCAGCCAUUCUUCCUCAAAAGGUACCCUGUGUCCCUAAACACUCAGUUUUCUAGGGAUGAGUGACUAGAGAUAGCUGUUGUGAAGAGCCAAGCCAUCAGGCUGGUGGAGGGUGUGGAGAGUGAAGACAAAGUGGGAGCACAGACACUCCCUGUUAGUGGCAUCUUCAGUCCUUACAGACAACCAGACAUCCUCAUCUACAGACUGGAUCACCACAUGAGUUUCCCUAGACAGAUGGAGGUCUUUGACACCACCUCUUAUGAAACAGGAGGGCUUUGUGAUGCAGUCUGCUGGCCUGGUUCCGUCAUCUGUGAGGCGGAGACAACAAGCAUUGGGAGUCAUUAGGCACCAGAACCUUGAAUGCCUACAUAGAGGGAUGGUUGGUCUCCUUGUGCUAAUAAGGUUUAGACCAUGCUGAGUCCAACUUUUGUUCUGUGGGAUUUGGAAUAUCCCUUAUAUACCUAUGGCUCCAUCUUCAUUAUUAUCCUAAUUAUCUGGCAAGUGAAAAAGAAUUACCAUGGAUUAACGUUGGAACCUAAAAGGAGCUGCUGUCGGCGUCACUGGAAAGUCAGACAAAGGGCUAAAGAUGCAGCAUCAAAAGCAAGGAGACUUUCCUGGAAAGAAGCUGAGAAGCCGUGGGAGCUGCUCUCUGUCAUGAGAAGCCAGGGCUGGCUUCCUCAGGAGGGGAAUGUGCGGCAGCUCCUGUGUGCAGAUCCCUACUGCCAAACCUGCAAUGCCAUGGCUCUGGAGAUUCAGCAGUUGGUGGUGGGUGAGAACACCUUGGUCUCUCCCACUUCAACCCGGCCAUCGCAGGGCUCUUCUUGUCUAGAGAUUUUGUCCACAUCUAAUGUGUCUUUUGAGCAGAGUCUGGAGCAUCGUUCCCCACACUUCAAAGGCCUUUCAGUUCCAUCUGCAACCCUCACAGUGUCACAGAAAUCCUUAACCCAGUCAGCUGCCCAGUCAACUGGUGCGGUCAGCAUCCAUGAUUACUCGGCUGAACACCUCAAGCUAAGGCAGGGUUUUCAAGGGCCAGAGGUACCCAGGGGCCCAGAGACUAUGUUUUCAUCAAGGAUUGAGGAACCUGUGGUUUCCGUGAACCUGCAGGAGAUGAUGCAGAACAACCCCAGCCUUGUCUGUGGAAACCAAGGCCAACAGCCUGUGAAUUCUCAGGUCUCUCUGCUGACCCUGAGCCAAGAAAUCACUACCCUGACACAUCCUAUGGCCUUGCAAAUGGUAACUGUCCUUGCUGCCCACCUGCCAUUCCUCAAUCCUGAAGUCCUGAGGCUUCUUGAGGUACAUGUUAAAAAAUGGAUGCAUUUCCAGAGGUGGGCUCCCCGACGUGUGGAAGAUUCCCUGAGGCAGUUUAUGCCAAAUCCGCCAUUAUCUUACCAACCUGUACAUAAUCAACCGGUUUCUCAGUUCUCUGUUGAGACGUUUGGAAACAUUUCAUACCAGAACUGGGGUUCAUGUAUGGCAGGCCAGCCUACUCAGGCCUUCUGGGUUUCUGAAUGGUCCAUUAUAGACCCAAAACAAAGACACUACUACCAGCAAGCCCCGAACCAUAUGGCUCUAGCCUUGUCCUCUCCAGCCCUUAAAGAAUUAAGUGGCCUCUAUCUAAUGCCUGGGAAACAGUCUAAUGAUUCAGUGGCCCAUGUGCAGCAGGAAUACAGCCAGCUAUUCUGUGGCCUCCCUUCACUGCACAGUGAGUCCUUGGUUAACACCUUCUUGGGUUCUCAAGGCCUCUCCAUGAAUGAGAGCAUGUCCAAACCCCCUUUGAAUGAUCCUUUUCUCUUCAAGGAUCUCUCCUUCCUCCCUCUGCUGCCUAAAAAUCCACCCCAAUCAGCUCCGCCCUCUACUCUGACUUCCCAAAAUUGGAUUGCUCCAUCUGACCACCAGAAAGCUCAGAUCAAUGUCCCGUUCCUGACUCUGGAUGAGUGUGAAGCCUUGGAGUGGCACCUGCUGCAGAGGCAGCUCCAGCUUCAGUGGGGCUCGCCAGGUGGUUUCCAGAGAGAUCAGCACGCCCAGAGCCCCGUGCAGUAUAAGACCUGUGACAAUGCCCAGCCUUCUGAGACUGUGAAGACUUCUUGGCCAGGGCAGCCCGUCUCAGUCUUCACAAGGGAACUACUCUUCCCACAGCAUGCCAGGAGGCUGCUGGAUUUCCACCUCCAGAGGCAGUUGAUUCACCAUCGCUGGGGCCUGCCCCAGAAGAUCCAGCAGUCCAUCCAGUUGCUCCUGUCCCCCGCUGACCAGCAGACUAUGUCCUGGAGCAGCACAGCACUAGACAGUGUGAAUAUCCCCCAACUUACAGCUCUAGAGGCCACUGGGGCUGAAGAUCCAUUCUCACCCCCUGUGGACCCAGUGUCAGUCCCUAGGCCACACAUGUUUGACCAGGCCAAGGCAAUACUGCAGAGCCACAUCGACUCCAAAUGUGGGCAGAUUCACCAGUGCAAUGUCCCUGCCUAUGUAUGUAACUCUUGGGAGUGCAUAAUUCCUGGGGGCCUGGAAGUGGCUCCCUUCACCUGCAUCCCAGAAAGCAAGCCCCUGGAACUGCCAGCAGCAGCUGACCCAGACCUACAACAGAAACUUAUGCCCUUGAUGCCAGCAGCCCUUGAUCAGCAGCAACAGGCCUCACCUGUUGUGAUUGAACAUUCUAAGCUGCCCCGAAAGCUGUCCGAGGGAGCCAUUGAGAAGCUGGAGACAACUUUACGGCACAAGUAUCUGGCCUUCUUGUCAGGGCUGCCCACUCUUUAUUAUGUGGCUCUCUCCAGGGCCAUGGCCCCAGCAAUCACUUGCCAAGCUAUGAUCACAGAGACGGUGCCUGGGCCUGUCCAAUUCCCAACAGAACCUCUAGCUCAGAUGACCUCACCUGAAGAGCAGAGUCUAAGUCCUAGGCCAGGCUUUCAAGAUGCCAAUGAGGCUUGUGCAGACAUUGCAGAUGAAUUCCAGGCUGACAUGCAGGUGGAAGGAAAAAUUGAGAUAGUGCCUCCAGAAAGCCAGACAGAGCCUGCGAGGCCCUACUUAUUCAGGGAACCUGUCUUGGCCAAACUAAAUUUCCAUCUGAGAAAGAAGAUCCUCGAGAUACAACUGGGAAUUCCCGUAAAGGCAAGGGAGUCCAGGGAACAAAUGGUAGCAAUCCCGGAGAACAUAUGCACACAGGAGUCUCCUGGGAGUCUGAACCACCAAGGAGAAGCACUGCUCCAGGAACUCCCGAUCCCACCAGAUACACCAUGUGCCCCAGAUCCAGAAUGGCUCCGCUUCAAAGAACAGCUGGCCACUGAGUUAAAGGCAGUGCAUCAGAAACAGAAGCAACUCGGUUCCAGUACAGUACCCCAUGGUUCUGUCCACUGGGCCUCCAAAAUCUCCCAACCCAGUGGGGACAUGACAGAGGCCCAGGUGCUUUGUGUUCAGCUGGAGGCAAGUGUGAACAACCCCAGCCUGGAGGAGCCCUGUAGCCCCAAGCCCCAAAGCCCUGACAAGAGCAAGGACUCAGCCCAAGUACCCACGCUGACAGAAAAGAAAGACAAGCCAAGCAAACCCAAAUCGGCCGGGGACCAUGGAGAAGGGGAUGCCGGGCUUGCGCUCUCCUCCACAAGAGAAAAAAGCUGCUCUGCUGAAGCCCAGAGACCAGAAGAGGUGCUUCUGAACAGGACACCCCGCAGCCCCUGGCAACGGAGACAUCGCUUUCACCUUGGUGCUCCCUGUCAACACAGUCCCCAGCAUCGCCCCCAGCCUAAACUCCCAGAACUAUCUCCUGGAGUCCCCCAGGGGAAAGACUCUGAGAAGAAUGACCUGAAAGACAGCCAAGCCAAGGGCAAAGUCAUCCGCAAGCCAGCAAGGGUUCCUGAGAACGUCCAGCCCGUGGUGACCCAGAGGUCACGGGGCCAGCCUUUCCUGGGCCAGCUCACUCCGGGGAAGCCAUUGCAAGGACAAACUUUACAAGGUUGGGUUUUGCAGGGGCAGGUGAUGCCAGGCCCUACUCACAAGAGGCCCAGCCUUCCAGAAUCUGGCCUGAGAAAUAAGAUGAAAUCUUUUCUGCACUGUUUUAACCCCAAGACAAAAGGCAAAGGGCAUAAGGAAUCCAUGUCCUCCACAUCUGAGAAAGUGGCCAACAUGAGAAAAGAAAACGUAGAAAAGAGCCUGACUCCAGGCAAAAGUCCCAAGGGACGAACUAAGACAGAGAAGAUGAGAGGAGACCCGAAGGCCCAAUUCUCCCCCGCUGAAAAGCAGGUGGGCCUGGCCUUCUUGGAUGUUCCCCAUUCCCCAGACAGUAAGCUCCGGCACCGCUCCCAUUCCCAUCAGGCCCACUCUGCCUCAGUCCUGGGCACUCCUCGCCACUGCCCUCGGCACUGUCCUCGAGUGGCUUGUGUCACCCAACCAGGGAACCCACCCUAACUUUCAACUCUCACCUCGUAGGGAAACACUGGUCUGCUCAAGUAGACCCAGUGCAAUCAAGACUUUGUAGUCUUCCCAAGAUUGGCAUCCCUUGUGGAGGAUGCUACGGCCAUUUUCAUUACUGUACAGGUGGGCAGAGCGCCACCCAAAAUACACUCUAUAUCUCUCAGCAGAAAGUUGUCUGUCUUCUUUUCACUGUGGUGUGUUCAGGGAAGGCAUAAGGGAGGCAUAAAUGUCCUUCCAAUCUAGGAAAGGAGCUUUAGCCCACACUUAAGCUGGUCAGCAUUCCACACAACACACACACACACACUCACUCACUCACUGAACUGUGAAUUAAGGGACUUGAGCAGAGAAGGAAGGCCCUUGUCUAAGGUGCACUGAAGGUAAAAGUUAGGCUUGAAUUCUGUUAUGGUGUCCUUGGGCCCAGGGGAGCAAUGUGGACGUGAGGAUAGUGCUGUCAAGAAGGAGUGGCCAGGAAUCCCACAGGCAAAAUUUACUGGUGACUUCUAUAUAUGCCCACAAUUUGGAGGGGAGGUUUUUAGGGGAGUGCCAACCUUGAGAAGGUGCUUUAUGUUUAUCAACAGCAUAUGGCUAAUAUGACAAAUGUCAAAGCAAAUGAUGGAAUCUUCUCUCUCUGCUCUCUGUUGGCUAUUGGUUAGAUCUUUCUGGAGAACUCACCUGGGAGGCUGCUGUAGCUUUUUUGCCUAUAUCCCACCUCCACUGCCCAUCAGGCUGCUGCAUGGAAUGAAUGAUACCUAGAAUGAAGAUCAAAGUAGACAGUAGACAUGGAGAGGAGCUGGUCCCCCACCCCCAAGGGUAGGCAGGGAGAGAAGCAAGGAGGGAGAGCAUGUAGAUGGGGGUCUGAGUACCAGGGAUAGAAGCUGAUGUGUCCCUGAAGAGGGCAUGAUAAGAGAAAAGGCUGGUUUGCUACUCAAAAGAGUCUUGAGCCAGGAAGCCAGCACAAUACCCAAGUGCUUUCAGGGAAUGGAGGUAAAUAAACUGAGUUUCAAUCUGUUAUCUAUACUGUGAUGAAGAGUGGUGACUUGAGCCUCCUUUUGUCCAAAGGCAAUGCAAAUUAAUUCAAAAUUUCUGAACACUCACCCUCCACCCCACAAAACUGUUUCCUAAUGUCAUGGAUUGGUAUAACUAUAAAUCCAUGUUUUUGCUCAGCCCAAACAUGAAGUUAGGCACUGUGUUCUAAUCUUGAUAUAUCUCAAUUUUGCCCCCUGCUUUUAUGUUUACUGCCUCUGCUUGUUAGCUUACUCAUCCAUUCUUUGCCUGACAAUACAAUAGUGUCUCAUAUCCCAGGGCUUAGGAUAGUGGCUGGUGCAUAAUAAUACCUUGAUAGCACUAAAUCCAAAUUCUGGGCUGGGGAGACAGACAAAUCAUUACAUUAGUAUGAUGAGUGCUGUGGAAUAGGGAAUUCUGUCAUGGGAUUACUGAAGCACUCAGCUGAUGAGGACCCCAGAAAGGUUACAAUAAAAAUAACUUUGAUUAUGCCAUACACCUUAAACUUACACAGUACUGUAUGUCAAUUAUAUCUCAAAACUAGAAGAAAAAAAAGUUACAAAAACCCCUUACAUUUAAUUAAAAUAUUUGCUUACUUACUAUAGGAAACACAAUAAAGACACUGGAUUUGUACAGUGGAGCUCAUGAUUUCAUGGGACUGUCUCACAUGCCCAAAUUGGUCUACUCAACAUAUAUACUUGAAUGUUCAAUAUUCACCUCAAACUAUAGAACAGUGGACUCCUGAUUCCCUGCACCCAACUGUCAUCUAAUUACACUUACAAAACAUUGCUCCAAUCACAUUAUUCACAUCAUUAGUUAAUGGCAACUCCAUCUUUCCAGUUUAGGACAAAAAAUUUGGUGUCAUCCUUGACACUUUUUCCCUAACCGUCCACAUCCAAUACAUCCUGUUGUCUCUGCCUUCUGAAAUGAAUUCAGAACAUGACCACUUCUCUAGCACUCUGCUGCUAUGAUUACUGCAGUGGCAUCAUAACUAAUCUCCCAGCUUCUGCUUGAGGCUAUAGUUCCAACAGUCUAUUCUCAGCAGAAGCUGGAUGGACCUCAGGGAAGGUCCUGGCUGUAGAUAAUUGGAUAGAAAGAUAUAUAGGUCAGAUGAUGGUGAUGAAGGAGGAGAAAGAAAUAGAAAGAAAAAAGGAAGAAAAAGAAAGAAAAUUAGAAAGA
Molecule: messenger RNA, 6800 nt
Organism: Vicugna pacos (alpaca)
Lineage: Eukaryota; Metazoa; Chordata; Mammalia; Artiodactyla; Camelidae
Product: protein SPATA31F1-like
Source: RefSeq, a predicted model, not a curated record